AUGAUGCUCGGCCAGGACCUUACCAAGGUCUUACACAAGCAGUCCACGUCGGUGGACGAAAGUGCCGAGUCAAUCGACAGUGACUCUCUGCUUGCAAAGAUCAUUGAGCUUGUUGGUCCAGGUGCCGCCAUCUCAGCUCUCCAUGAGGCUGGACGUGAGCUCGCUGACUGGAGCCCGCCGUCUACAAUACGAGAGCUAGUCGACUGCGUUGAAGGGCUACAUGAGGGAAACACUUUGCUCCAAGAGCGCUUCCCUGACGUUGCGGCUGGGGAACUUUAUCAGAGGUCGCUGCUCUGCGGCGCGAACAUCUGUCGCCGAGCUGAGGCAUUUGGCAGUAUAAGAUACUCGAUCACUGCCGCCUUUGAUUUCGAUACCGAGGCCCGCCAAGAUGAAAUCGCUCUACUCCAGGCUGAGCUGGACACCAAAAAGAAGCUCCUGGAGAAGGCCAAUGAGCGAGCUCGCGCAGCUAUUCAAGAUAUGAAAGACAUGAAGGAAGAACAAGACAAACUUAUCGCCGAGUGCUAUGGAAAGCCGGACUUCCAGAAUGCAACGCGGGAAGACGCUGUUAACAAAAUGAUCGACUUGGGGUCAGCUCUCGCUAACUGGAACCCGCCGUCUAUAACGCGAGAAGUUGUCGACUACGUUGAGGGACUACACUCGGGAAACGUGCUGCUCCAACCACUCGAUCUCCAGCUCCUCGGUGGGCUGGACACCAGCGAAGUAUUUCUCGAGGAGUGGCUCUCGCCGAGUGCUGGCUGGGUCCAGCUGUAG
Messenger RNA from Fonsecaea multimorphosa CBS 102226, 771 nucleotides. RefSeq lists its product as uncharacterized. NCBI's taxonomy places the organism in Eukaryota, Fungi, Ascomycota, Eurotiomycetes, Chaetothyriales, Herpotrichiellaceae. The coding region runs from base 1 to 771 and encodes 256 amino acids. The transcript is spliced from 3 exons. The record is from RefSeq and is a predicted model, not a curated record.